Molecule: messenger RNA, 1752 nt
Organism: Suillus paluster
Lineage: Eukaryota; Fungi; Basidiomycota; Agaricomycetes; Boletales; Suillaceae
Exons: 11
Coding region: 182-1660 (492 amino acids)
Biological process (GO): calcium ion transmembrane transport; intracellular calcium ion homeostasis
Cellular component (GO): fungal-type vacuole membrane
Molecular function (GO): calcium:proton antiporter activity
Source: RefSeq, a predicted model, not a curated record
AGUAAACUUAGCUUGACCAAUUGGUUGCAUCGCGCCAAGCCCAUCUUCCCCGGCAACGUUUGCAAGCCGUUACAUACCAGCGUCUAAAUACAUGAUCCAUGCCCUUUAUAACGAGGUACUCCAUUACAGCAUGCUUAAGUUCGCUUUCCCUCGACACGUUCUUUCUCAGCCACUGUAAUCCAUGGCAGCUCGAAGAGUUACCCAUACUCAAACAAGCUCCAACAUUACAGGCAGCCCAGACAUUCUCCAGGAAGCUAAUGGGCACCACACACUGAAUCCAGUCUCACCCUCAUUCGACGGUUCAGUUGAUCCUGAUAUCGAAGCAGGCAAGCCUCGAUUUAAGACAUCCUGGGACCGUUUCCUUGGACGAGGCAGGAAGAAUGUCGGCGUGAUACAGAGCAUCAAAAAGAUAUACGGAUGCUCCUGGCUCAAUCUGCUCCUCCUGCUGACACCAGUAGCAUGGUGGUCACAUUUCUACGGACGUCUCAAUGAUAACGCUGUCUUUGCACUCUGUUUUUUGUCCAUCAUUCCGCACGAGUGCUUGUUCGACUAUUGCGGUGAACAAAUGGCUCUGUAUUGUGGCACAGAUUUUGGCGACUUAAUCACGAUCACUUUGAACAAUACCGUUGAGGUCACCCUCGCUAUCAUGCUGCUGCUCAAGUGCCAGCUUAAGUUGCUGCAAUCGACCAUUACUGGCGUGAUCCUGUUGCACCUGCUCCUUGUUCCUGGGGCCGCUUUUCUGACAGGCGGUGCUCAAAUAUGGGAACAGGAUCUGCAUCCUGCCCACACCCAACUCAAUCAUACCUUGCUUACUAUUGGGGUGUUGGCCCUGUUAUUGCCGGCUUCAUUCUACGCAGCCAUAAGCGGUUCUUCUACCACGAUAUCAACCGACGGCGAGCUGGGGAACCUCGGUGUCAGCACUCAGACCGAUUUCUUGACCAUGAGCAGAGGGCUCGCGGUGCUGUUGCUGCUUAUAUACAUAUGUUCGCGUAUUUUCUACCACAACCCCCCUGGUGCUGGCAAGACCAUGAUGAACCAUCCCAUGACACCCGCCCAGCUCAGGUUACAGGAGGAAAGACUACAGCGCGAGGAGCCUCAGGUUAAUCAAUGGGUUUGUAUCUGUUUCCUGGUUGCCAACAUUGGGGUCAUGGCUGUGACCUCCGAGUGGUUGGUGGACAGCAUCGAUCCCGUGAGGAAUAUAUCCGGCAUAACGACAGAAUGGUUCGGCUUGGUCCUCUUGCCCUUCGUCUCCUUCUCAGCAGAUGGUGCUGUUGCAGCAGGCUACUUUCUCCAGAAGGCCCUUCGCCGAGUAUGGUCUAGGUCCAAGGAUCUUGAACCUCCCAAUACUCUGGCCAAAGCUGAAGCCAUUGACCUGAGCAUUCAGUUUGUCUUGCUCUGGAUGCCGUUCCUGACUCUGCUUGGCUGGUGGACCAACAAGCCUUUUAGCUUGCUCUUUGAUUUCUUUGAAGUCGCACUGCUUCUUGGUGCCUGCUUCCUUGUCAAUUUCGUGACUGCCGACAGUAAAACAAACUGGGCAGAGGGAUUCAUUUUGUUGUCAUUUUACGCCAUGAUUGUGCUUUGUACUUGGUACUACACGGGAGAGUCUGACGUGAGCAGUUUAUUGCUUUGUCCGGGACAGACUUCAGAAGCGAGUGGUUGAAAUCAACGUUUCAAACUUGCACAUUGUUCCUUCCUCACUACCAUGUCCGAUGCAAAUCACGUUGCACAAUUGCUUCUUUUCAAAACACGAUG